AUGCGUUUCUCCAAGCACGUCCUCCCUAUCGCGAUCCUCCUCACCGGUGUCAUUGCCGCCAAGGACGAGGAGUCCACCACCGCCGUCGAGAAGGCAAAGGCUACUGAAGACAAGCCAUCCAAAACGACUGCCGAUGGUUCCGAGUCCAACACAGCGGAAGCGACAGAUGAGGCUUCUGCGACUGCUACAGGCAAAGACGGCAAGGACAAGGACUCGAAGACCGACAAGUCUGACACCAAGACUGGCACCAAGGACAAGGAGACCGCUUCCAAAACAUCGACUUCUGUUGACGGACCUACAAUUACUUGGGACCCUCCUGCUCCCAAGACCACAGUCCCCGACAUCAACGCCGGCUCUCCCUCGCCUAUGACUCCCGGUGUCUUGGUCCUAUCACUGGUAUUUGGAAUCACAUCUCUCGGCAUGGCACUCCUAUAA
Fusarium sp. VM40 is the source of this 435-nucleotide messenger RNA. NCBI's taxonomy places the organism in Eukaryota, Fungi, Ascomycota, Sordariomycetes, Hypocreales, Nectriaceae. The record is from the annotation of a GenBank genome assembly.